This is a messenger RNA of Danaus chrysippus (African queen), 750 nucleotides long. Lineage: Eukaryota; Metazoa; Arthropoda; Insecta; Lepidoptera; Nymphalidae. The record is from the annotation of a GenBank genome assembly.
AUGAGUUUCCGCGAAGAGGACAAUCAGAGGAACUGCCCUAGCCGCGGUUUAGGCCUCGCCGCCGCGGCUAUAGGCGUCGGAGUUGGCGCGGCUUUGUACUACUUCUUUAGCAAACGGCCUGAACACCCGACAGCAUCCGGCUCAACUUCCGAAGCAUGGCACUGCGAAACCGACCGAGCUUUCUUAGAGGAGAACAAUUCUGAUGAUUAUAGCACGAUAUCCGAGCAUAGCACCACAGAUACUAGCAUUAACGAAGACAAUGAAAACUUUUGCACCUGCAAUAACAAUUCCGAAGACUCCGACUCAGAAACUGAGUACAGCGAGACUGAUAGUAGUCAGACGAGCAUUGAAUCAAGUGUCUCAUCCGAAGAAUCCGAUCGAUCAUACGAUUCUAACGUUGAUACAAGCGAUUUAAUGACACGAUUAAACGAUGUCAUAGAUAGUGCUUUGUCAAGUGAGUCAUCGGGACUUGUGGAAUGGGAUGUCACAUCGACACUCGAUGUUCCAUCGUUCGCACCGACAUAUAGUAAUCAAUUAAACAGUUUUCUAUCUAGUAUUUUCUCUCCUAGGCGGUCUAGCAGUCGUGAACGUUCAAGAACCGAGGAGCAGUGUUCAAUAUGCUUUGACAUGAUACAACCGAGCCAGGAGUGCAUGGCCCUACCGUGUACACACUUCUUCCACACAACAUGCAUCCUGCCGUGGCUUGAGCAGCAGCAGACCUGCCCCAACUGCCGGAAAAAUAUUGAUUGA